AUGCAUGCGUGUGUGCGUCCUCUCCUCCACGCCACCGCUCCGGCCGUGCGUGCCUCGAUCGCUGCCACCGCUUCUGCGGAUGCAGUCGUUGCCCUGAGCGACUGGACGAGCGGCCGAGGUGCGGCCGGCCUCGUAGCAUUUGCAUGCGUGCACACGGCGGCCGUGGUCGGCUGCUUUCCAGCGACGAUUCUCUUCGAGCUAGCGGCCGGCUUGCUAUUCGGCGUCUAUCAAGGCGCCGCGGUCGCUUGGUCGGCUAAAGUGCUGGCUGCGACGAUCACCUACCUCGUGUCGAGCGGCAUCGCUCGCGCGGCUCUCUCCGCUGCCGGCGUGGAGGAGGCGGCAGCUCGUGCCUACGCGGCGCAACCAUCGCUCGCAAACCUCGCGCAGAGCGUGGAGCGCGAUGGUGCUCGAUUCACGCUGCUGGCACGCCUCUCGCCCAUCCCCUCCUGGCUCAACAAUUAUGGCCUCGCCUUGGCCGGCGUGAGCCUCGACGACUACUUUCCGGCGACGGCGCUCGCCACCCUCCCAGCGGUCCUCACCCACGUCUACGCCGGCAGCCUCUUCUCGUCGGCACUCGAAAUCGUCGAGCGCGACGGCGCGGCGUCCUUCCCGUCCUUUGCGAGCCUGGUGCUCGGGGCGGCUGGAGCGUUGGGCGGCGGUUUGCUGCUCCGAGAGGUGGCCGCGGCGGCGGCCAGCACGACCGAAUCAGGGGGGCGGGGGGAAGGAGGAGGAGGAGGAGAUCAGUCGGCCGCCGCUCGGCCGCAGAGAAUUUGGCGCCGCAGCGAUCCGAGGGCCAGCGUAGUCGGCGACGACGGUCCGCGCAUCCUCGACAGCAGCAAUUGCGAGACGGGCGGCGGCACGAGCACACUCGCCGGGCUCAACACGGCCAUCGUCGGCGGCGGCGCGAGCGGCCUGCUCCUCGCUCACCGACUGCUGGACGCGGGCGCAUCCGUCACGCUGCUUGAGGCGCGCGGCGACCCGCGCGACGGCAGGGUGCGUGAGGGGCGCGCCUAUGCGCUCGGGCUCGGUCUGCGGGGGCGCGCGGCCAUUCGCGCGGUCGAUGAGGCGCUGUGGCAAGCGGUCAAGGCGGAGGGGUUUGGCAGCGACCGCUUCACGCUGCACGCGCCCUUCUUUGGCGACGAGCCGUCCGUCCUCAUCUACCAGUCGGACCUGUGCUCCGCCUUGCUGACCGCACUGGAGGCGCGCCACCGCGCCUCCGGCCGGCUCGACAUGCAGUUCCGCGCGCGCGUCGAGAAAGUCGACCCGGAGAGCGGCGAACUGGCCUGGAGACGUCGACCCGGAGAGAGCGAACUGCACUCCGCCGUGCGCGCCUCUUUCGCCGAGCGGUGCCCGUCCUUCAACGCAGAGCGGGCGACUCUCGGCGGCAGCCUCAAGGUGCUGCGCCUCGAGAGGAUGCCCGCGCGGCUGGCGCCCGACGCCGUGCACCUCGUCCCGGGCGCGGGCGGCCUCGCGGCCUUCUUGGAGCCGACCGCGCGCGGCGAGGCGUGCGCCCUCCUCAGCUGGCGCGGCGACACCCUCACCACGACUCUCCCCGACGGCAGCAAGGGCAGUUGGCAGCCAGCGAGCGCGACCGACGCGGACGCGGCGCGGCGCGCUUUGGCGAGCGCGUUGCCGCUCCUCGCGGACGCGCUCAACACGACGGCCAUCGGCGAGCAGUUUGUCGCGCAGCGCGUCUCCAAGGCGGCAACGGUCAGGUGCAACUCGUACAGCUUGGGUCGCGCGGCGCUGCUUGGCGAUGCGGCGCACUCGACGGGCGGCGCGUCCGGCCAAGGCUGCAACUCGGCGCUGCAGGACGCGAUCUCGCUCAGCGAUGUGCUGAGCCGCUUCGACGGCGACGUGGCCGCCGCACUGCCCGCCUACUCACGGGAGCGCGUCCCCGAAGGCACCGCGCUCCUCGACCUCUCGACGGGGCCCGGCGCCGACGCGCCGCCCACGCGGAAGUUGCUCUACGCCGCAUCGAGCGCGCUCGACUUUCUCCUCUCGCCGCUUGGGCUGCGCGACCCUCCCCUGCAGACCCUCCUCACGACGUCGCUCACGCCGUUCGCCGAGAUUCGGCGCAGGCGAGAGGCGGCGUUCGGCCCGUUUCCCUCCUCCGCCGAGUUUGCGGCGCAGAUCGAGGAGGUCGCAUGCGGUCGCGUGCGAAUAGGCUCUUAA
Molecule: messenger RNA, 2175 nt
Organism: Emiliania huxleyi CCMP1516
Lineage: Eukaryota; Haptophyta; Isochrysidales; Noelaerhabdaceae
Exons: 5
Coding region: 1-2175 (724 amino acids)
Biological process (GO): NAD+ metabolic process
Molecular function (GO): kynurenine 3-monooxygenase activity; FAD binding; NAD(P)H oxidase H2O2-forming activity
Source: RefSeq, a predicted model, not a curated record